Molecule: messenger RNA, 1958 nt
Organism: Piliocolobus tephrosceles (Ugandan red Colobus)
Lineage: Eukaryota; Metazoa; Chordata; Mammalia; Primates; Cercopithecidae
Gene: EFNA4
Product: ephrin A4
Exons: 5
Coding region: 373-1395 (340 amino acids)
Biological process (GO): ephrin receptor signaling pathway; axon guidance
Cellular component (GO): plasma membrane
Molecular function (GO): ephrin receptor binding
Source: RefSeq, a predicted model, not a curated record
CUGCCUCCUCCCCCUCAGCCGCCGCCACCUGAGGGAUCCGGAACAAAGGUGCUUUGUACAGGCCGCAACCACCUCAUUACUUCGUCUUCGGGACUGGGGCCGCGUGGGCCCCCAGCCCGGAUCGAAGGUGUGGAGCGGCAAGGGACAGACACCAAUCCCAAAGUGAGCAUCUAGCGCGCCACCUAAGGCUCUUUAGGGAAGGUGGUCCCAGAAGCUGUGUUCUCCCUUCCGCUUGCACUAUCCCUAGAUUUGCAAAGAAAACGGGGCGGUAUAUGAAGGUGGUUGGAUAGGCUAAGGUUAUGUACCCUUAUUUAAAAUCUUACAAACUUCUAAUAAGGCAGUCUACCCAGGACUAAAGCAGACACGAAAGGGAUGACCUCCCUAAAAAUAUUGCUGUUGGAAUACGUCCUUCCUCCCCGCCCCCUCGCUGUGAGGUGCAGCCUCAGCGGAAGCUUUGGCGAACGCGGCGUGCGCUGCGGUGCACAGAGGGUUAACUGGGGUUGGCGCUGGAUGGAGAGGAGGAGACGCGCUCCCAUUGGCGGAAAGUUAUCCAGGGCGGGGUCUGUGAAUCUCCGCACCCCACCCCCCUUUCCACAACCCCCCUCUUCACUUUGUACCUUUCUCGCCUCGACUGUGAAGCGGGCCGGGACCUGCCAGGCCAGACCAAACCGGACCUCGGGGGCGAUGCGGCUGCUGCCCCUGCUGCAGACUGUCCUGUGGGCCGCGUUCCUCGGCUCCCCUCUGCGCGGGGGCUCCAGCGUCCGCCACGUCGUCUACUGGAACUCCAGUAACCCCAGGUUGCAGGGGAUUAACUAUAUAGAUGAGAAGAUCAAGACCCUGCCCUCUGGGAUUCCACAGACUCUGGAGAACAGGCGCAGGCAGCAGAGCCUGCGUAAAGACAGGCUGCUUCGAGGAGACGCCGUGGUGGAGCUGGGCCUCAACGAUUACCUAGACAUUGUCUGCCCCCACUAUGAAGGCCCAGGGCCCCCUGAGGGCCCUGAGACGUUUGCUUUAUACAUGGUGGACUGGCCAGGCUAUGAGUCCUGCCAGGCAGAGGGCCCCCGGGCCUUCAAGCGCUGGGUGUGCUCCCUGCCCUUCGGCCACGUCCAAUUCUCAGAGAAGAUUCAGCGCUUCACACCCUUCUCCCUCGGCUUUGAGUUCUUACCUGGAGAGACUUACUACUACAUCUCGGUGCCCACUCCAGAGAGUUCUGGCCAGUGCUUGAGGCUCCAGGUGUCUGUCUGCUGCAAGGAGAGGAAGUCUGAGUCAGCCCAUCCUGUUGGGAGCCCUGGAGAGAGUGGCACAUCAGGGUGGCGAAGGGGGGACACUCCCAGCCCCCUCUGUCUCUUGCUAUUACUGCUGCUCCUGAUUCUUCGUCUUCUGCGAAUUCUGUGAACCAAGCAGACCUUCCCUCUUACCCCAAGGAGCCAGAGCCCUCCCAAGAUCCCCUGAAGGAGGGGGAUCCUUGCUGCCUGCACUGGGGGUACCCAUUCAGACCGACAAGAUGGAGCAUUGAUGGGGGAGAUCAGAGGGUCUGAGGUGACCCUUGCAGGUGCCUGUCCCCUCAUCACAGGCUAAAGAAGAGUAGCAGACAGCCCUGGACACUCUGAAGCAGAGGCAAGACAAACACAGGUGCUUUGCAGGCUGCUCUGAGGGUCUCAGCCCAUCCCUCGGGAAGACUGGGAUUUGGUACGAUCAAAUCUUCAAGCCAGCUGGGGGCCAAGGCUGAAGACCUGGGGACAGGUGGAUUGCUGGACCAGGGCAAAGAAGAAGCCCUGCCAUCUGUGCCCUGUGGGCCUUUUCCCUGGGGCAGCACCUUGCCCUCCCCACGGGGUCACUCACUUGUCUUCUGUGAAGACGGACUCUUCAUGAGGUUGAAUUUCAUGCCAGUUUGUAUUUUUAUAAGUAUCUAGACCAAACCUUCAAUAAACCACCCGUCUUUUUGUUGCUCUCCCCAA